AUGAUGCCACUCGCGAAAUUCACUCGUGGAUCUGCCUGGCCAGUGUAUUUACUGUCAUCAAAGUCGCUCCGCACACGCGGACGCCGCCCGCCGCCCUUCCUCUUCGCGCCGAGUCCACGGUUGCCCUCAGCCCAUGACCUCCCGGCACCGGCCCAUGACCCUUACAUGCAACGGAAACAAAAACUGGUGUUAGUCUCACGCUCCGAUCAGCGCAGUCGUGUGGCCACUUCAGCCUUUACAGACUCGGGGACUCCGCCCACACCUCACCUGUACUCUUGUCCCGACCGGUCAACGCCGCCCACCCCCGUUACAAUGCCAUCUCUUUUCACUCUCACAAUUACCUUAUAUCGCGAUCCAUCCUCCUGCUUUACAACGCCCUACCCCCCUCGGAUCCACCCUUGCCGCCCACAUCACCGCGUGUCUGCUAGCCCCGACCGCCCCUCACCACCUUACCACACCCCAACCGCUGAAGACACGACUUCAUCACCGCCGGCGCUUCCAUUUCCCAGCCAUAACGCCGCCACACCCAACCACUGCCAUCUUCCCGCCUUCCCCGUGUUCCCUUGCCUGUAA
Molecule: messenger RNA, 573 nt
Organism: Penaeus monodon (black tiger shrimp)
Lineage: Eukaryota; Metazoa; Arthropoda; Malacostraca; Decapoda; Penaeidae
Product: extensin-like
Exons: 2
Coding region: 1-573 (190 amino acids)
Source: RefSeq, a predicted model, not a curated record